Messenger RNA from Penicillium verhagenii, 1341 nucleotides. RefSeq lists its product as uncharacterized. The transcript has a single exon. The record is from RefSeq and is a predicted model, not a curated record. Lineage: Eukaryota; Fungi; Ascomycota; Eurotiomycetes; Eurotiales; Aspergillaceae. The coding region runs from base 1 to 1341 and encodes 446 amino acids.
AUGUAUCCCUGGCACCACGAGCUAAAGGACUGGGCCAAAGACACCGGAUUACAAAUCGAUGCCUUGGGCCUCGUCACCCUCCUCGGCGCGGAGGAGAUGGACCGCAGCAUCGGAAGACUGAUGCCAAGUGUGUACUUCGACUACCUACCCCUCCUCGGCGCCUUUGUCGUGGCGGGCGACCGAUUCAAAGAGCGAAAGCUCGGCUACACCCUCUACAACAUCAAUGCGGGGAUUGUCACUACCGAGCUAUCGGGGUGGUUCUCGCGAUGGCUUCGUGCGCAAGAGUUCCACAAGUGCCGCAGUAUAGUCACCUGGGAGGUUGUUGAUCGGCCGCCACGAAGGAAACUGUUUUUAGUCGGCAUGUUUCUCAUCAGUUUGCCUUUGCAUGGCAUCAUUCUAGCCCUGACGGUCCUUGCGGCGGACUGGUGGGGGUUUGCGAACGUUAUCGCCAUGGUGAUUUCGGUGUUUGUGCGUUGCGUGCAGGUCGCGGAGAACCAGGCCGGUAUUGACCAGAAUAUCCGGGAAGCGGAGCAAGAUGCGGAUGAGAGGUUGGAAAAGUAUGAGCGUGCAAAGGAGCUUGCGGAAACUCGGCAGAUGGGAAAUGCGCCCGGUGAUAUCAAGAUGCCAACUCGUCCCAAGGAUCGAGAUCUGGUGAAGUUGCUUGUGGUGACGGAAGAAUCCAAGGUCGUGACUUUGCUUGCGCCGGCCUUUCUGGUUAAGCCUGCUUUUACGGCCGCGCCUCAUAUACCCAAUCCGGGAUUCUACUUGUUUUGUCGGGUCGUUGGCUGGAUUGCAUUUGCCGUUCAUGUUAUCAGUAUUGGCAUGGCUGGGCUGUACACGCAGAUUUGUACAGUUGUGUUGAUCAUCGCCGCAACGGUGCUCAUGGCUUAUAAGGUCGGCAGCGAUGACUCCCAGCUGUUCAGUGCUAUUCGGCGCAAGUUAUUCCAUGUUGACGAAGAAGAGAAGGACUUGAGCUGCUGGGUCACGUCAAAAUUGAAAGCCACAAUCUCCUCAUACCCAGAGGAGUAUACGAAGUGGGAACCCGCCGAGAAAGAAACCAGAUCUUUGAAACAACAGGAAGCUCAAGUGAAAAUUCUGUCGUGGCCGUGGAGUCAAAAAACAGGAACCGACUUGGAAAAUGCAGCGCCUAACAAAAAGUCAAGGAUUGUCGAACGACGACAGGAUCUGUUUGCUUGGUUAGACUUGACGCCACAAGAAGACGAGCGCAUGGUUGCUUGGCAUAUGAUCCCUCACGAUCCGGCUUGGAAGGAUGUAUAUUUGGAAAAGAAAGAGAUUCAUCGUCGGAGAACAAGAACUUCUCAGGCAGCAAGCUCCACAUAA